AUGAGACGUGGUCAAAACCAAGAAAUUUCUUCUCGUUCAGGAGCACCUAGAAGCAAGUCACCAGGCGGUAGGCGAGGAGCUGAACGCCGAGGUCUUACAGAAGAUGAGAUCGAAGAGAUAAAGGAAGCCUUCAAUUUAUUCGAUACUGAUGGAUCAGGGACAAUUGAUCCCAAAGAGCUUAGGGCCGCAAUGCAAUCUCUUGGGUUUGAGACCAAAAAUCCAACCAUUUAUUCAAUGAUUGCUGAUUUGGACAAGCUAGGCACUGCAAUUGACUUUGAUAUGUUUCUAGAUGCAAUUACAGACAAGUUAGGGGAUAAAGAAACCAGAGGAGGGAUUUAUAAGAUUUUUGACUUGUUUGACGAUGACAAGACUGGAUCAAUCAACCUAAAUAAUCUGAGAAGAGUGGCUAAAGAGCUUGGAGAGACAAUGACAGUCGACGAACUUAAUGAAAUGCUUGAAAGAGCAGCUUCUAAUGGACAUGAAAUCACUAGAGAGGAUUUCUAUACAAUCAUGACCAAGAGAGCUUUCCCAUAG
This is a messenger RNA of Blepharisma stoltei, 534 nucleotides long. The record is from the annotation of a GenBank genome assembly. Lineage: Eukaryota; Ciliophora; Heterotrichea; Heterotrichida; Blepharismidae.